AUGUCAUUGCCAAGGUUCAUCGUGAUCAAAUCCAUCCAUGCCAACGCAUGCCUCGGCUUCAAACAAGACGAUCCCUAUGAAGGCUUUGCCGAAUUCUCAGAAUCAAUGGUUACGAGCCCAAAUGCAAAAUUCGAAGUGGAGUCAGCUAAAGGUGGACUGGUUCACAUAAGGAACUGUAUUAACAUGAAAUACUUAGAACGAACCGAAGAGGAUUCCAUCUCUGGUAAAGCAGAUGAGCAGUAUUGGAUCACUGCAACAGCCGAGAAGAAAGAGGAGGACCAAUCCAAAGAAUGGUGCACCUUGUUCCAGCCAUUGGAAGAAGACUCGGUGAAUAAAACUUACCGGUUCAUGCAUGUUCAAUCAGGCUGCUAUUUACUCCUACGCCAAUCCUAUUCCUCGGAUAUUACUGCCGGGGUGUUGGCGACCAGCACGAAAAUCGAUGCUAAUGGCAACGAUGUAUUCAAAGUUAUCGAUUGGGACACGUUAGUGAUUCUACCUCGGUACAUUGCGUUCAAAGGAAACAAUGACAUGUUCUUGCGUCUUGCCGAGAUCGAUGGUCACCCGUAUUUACAGUUUUUAGGUGAGGAUAUUGGUGAGGCGGCUGUGGCAAUGGAGGUUUUCUAUACUCCCAAUGGUGACAUUAGGAUCAAACCGGUUUGUUCCGAUAAAUAUUGGAAGCGUAAACCGGAUUGGAUUUGGGUUGAUUCUGAUGACACUAAAGGUAACGAUAAGGACACGUUGUUUCAUCCCUUUAAAGUUGAUGGUAAGACAAUAGCUCUUCUCAAUUUAGGCAACAAAAUGUUCUGUAAGCGUUUCACAGGUGAAGGGAGGACGAGCUGUCUUAGUGCACGCAUCCCUUCUGUUACCAAAGAGGCUUAUCUAAAUGUGGUGGAGCCUGUGUUGUCGAGAAAGAUCGAAAAUCUCCGAUACGAUACCGAGAACGCUAGGGUGUAUGAUGAAAAGGUCCAAAUUGUGGCCAAAAAUUCAGCUAGCAACCAUACUACACAAUCCAACACAAUGGAUGUGAAACUUACCUAUACAGACACCACAACUAGUACUUGGAAUUCUCAUUUUUCAAUAGGUCUUGAAGCUAAAGCUAGUUUCGAAUUCGGCGUCCCGAUUAUCGCGGAAGGGAGUGUUGAGAUAUCUACCAAUGUUGAAACCGGGAUUGAAUGGGGAGAGACCAAGACAACGACGACGGUCAUGGAAGUUAACCAUCAAGUUCAUGUGCCCCCGAUGACUAAGGUGACGGUGUAUCUAUUGAUGACCAAAGGCAAGUGUGAUGUUAACUUCAUGUUCACUCAAAAAGACACUCUUUUCAAUGGGACCAUCGUCAAAACUGAUGUCGUAGGAAGCACUUACGUCGGUUCUAAUUACUACAACGUCCAAUAUGAUACCAAAGAAGAACCACUCACCUCUUGA
Messenger RNA from Gossypium raimondii (Peruvian cotton), 1422 nucleotides. RefSeq lists its product as uncharacterized. The coding region runs from base 1 to 1422 and encodes 473 amino acids. The transcript has a single exon. The record is from RefSeq and is a predicted model, not a curated record. Lineage: Eukaryota; Viridiplantae; Streptophyta; Magnoliopsida; Malvales; Malvaceae.